GGCAUCCACAAAACAGGUGGCUUUAUAUUUAAAAUACUAACUCUGCUGUCAGUGACAAGAAGCUGUGUUGCUGUCUUGGAAGUAUUACUGCACUUAGAGCAUACUGUGUUAUAAACAGCAUGUUCCUGUCUUUUUUGCUAAGGGGGAGAAAUAAGAAAUGUGAGGCUUCUGGGCUAAACGUAAUCAUGGCUGGAGAGUAUGUGUGUGUGUGGUGGAGGGUUGUUUUGACACUUAGUGCUGUAAAAUAGGGCUUAGAAGAUAAAAAAAAAAAAAGUAAUUGAGUAAAUGGGGUGUUAUAUCAAAUUUGGGGACUUUGUCUCUAAGACAUUUGUAGUUUCAGCCUAUCUGUCCCUGGCCACUGAAGAUCAGUAGAUGGGUUGAAAACCAGGGGGAGUUAAGUGGGAGGGAGAUGAAGUGUACAAAAAACUGCUGAUCUGUCUGUUCCUGGCUAAUUUGAACCAGACCCUCCAGGGAAUGGGAGGACGUUCCCACCUGGAAUUCAGAUUUUGUGUUGAAUGUAGCUAAAACUAAAGAUCUGGUAAGGACAGCGCAGCUCCGGUAUCCUGCAAUGAAAGGCUAAAUCACAGUCUGUCUCUGCGUCUCUCCUGUCAGUUCAGCAUGCUCGCUUUUGGCAUCUCUCAUGGAUCUCAAAAACUGUUGACAAAAAGCAACAGGAGAUUGUUGUUGGUUUUUUCCCCCCCCGCCCCAUCUUUAUAUUCAGACUAUAGCUGCUUCCUCUUUCCUACUCACAUUUUCCCAUAUGGUGACUUUGGAAAAUUCCUCUCCGAUUUCAUUGGGAAGUGCAGGAAACUCUUGUUGGUAGAGGGUUGCCUAUUACUCUCACUCAUUCUGCUGCUCACAUCUGGAAAGGAUCUGGUUUGGAAAGGGGAUAGUCGCUCUGAGCUCAGUGUGUGUAAGGGGCAUGGCAUGAGCCAAGGCAGCCUGUGGGGGCAAGAGAAAUGUUCUUCUCCAUUCAUCUGAUUUCUGACAGCAAAGGGGCGAUGCCAGCCGGGGGCCGAGCGCUGCUGGCGCUGGGGCUCCUGGCGCUGGGCUGUGCCGCCGCUCGCCCGCCUCCCGCCGACAACGACUUCCCCGAGCGGCGGCGCCCGCCCGGGCCGGCCCCCGCCUGCCCCCGCGACUGCGGCUGCACCCAGGAGGGCGUCGUGGACUGCGGUGGCAUCGACCUGAAGGAGUUCCCGCUCCUGCUGCCGGAGCUGACCAACCACCUCUCCCUGCAGAAUAACCAGAUAGAAGAAAUCUUCCCAGGAGAGCUCGCCCGUCUUUACAGACUGGAAACUCUCAAUUUGCAAAACAACAGGCUGACUUCAAAAGGGUUGCCAGAGGAAGCAUUUGAGCAUCUGGAGAACCUGAAUUACCUGUACCUGGCAAACAACAAGCUAACAGUGGCUCCAAAGUUCCUACCAAAUACCUUGAUCAGUGCAGAUUUUGCAGCCAAUUAUCUCACUAAGAUAUAUGGGCUCACCUUUGGACAGAAACCAAACUUGAGAUCUGUGUAUCUUCAUAACAACAAACUUUCAGAUGCUGGGUUACCUGAUAAUAUGUUCAAUGGCUCUAAUAAUGUGGAGAUACUCAUCAUGUCCAGCAAUUUCUUGAAGUAUGUUCCAAAGAAUCUCCCUCCAGCACUAUAUAAAUUACACUUAAAGAACAACAAGCUAGAGAAGAUUCCCAAAGGAGCCUUCAGUGAACUCACAGGUCUGCGGGAGCUGUAUUUGCAGAAUAACUACUUGACUAACGAAGGAAUGGACAACGAAACUUUCUGGAAAUUGUCUAGUCUUGAAUACCUGGAUUUGUCCAGCAAUAACCUCUCAGAAAUCCCAAGUGGUUUACCUCGAAACAUUGUCCUCCUCCACCUGGAGAAGAAUGCAAUUAAGGUGAUUGGCAGAGAUGUCUUGACCCAAAUUAAGAACCUGGAGUACCUUCUGCUCCACAAUAACAAAUUAAAAGCCCGAGGUAUUCACCCAUUAGCCUUCCAGGGCUUAAAGAAGCUGCAUACUGUCCACCUGUACAACAACAUGCUGGAAAGGAUUCCCAGCGGGCUGCCCCGACGAGUGAAAACGCUUAUGAUCCUUCAUAACCAGAUCUCUGAGAUUAACAGGAAUGACUUUGCUACCACUUAUUUCCUUGAAGAGCUGAACCUGAGCUACAAUAAGCUCAGAAGUCCCCAGAUCCAUCGGGAGGCCUUCCGUAAACUGAGGCAACUAAAGUCCUUGGAUCUUUCUGGAAACAAUCUCAACACUGUGCCCUAUGGCUUUCCAAAGAACUUACAGAUUCUGAAGCUGAAGGAGAACGAGAUAAGCAUGAUCCCAAAAGGGACUUUGUCCGGGAUGACAAAGCUGCGGGAACUGUAUUUGAGCAACAAUAAACUGAAAGUAAAUUCCAUUUAUUCAAGAGCAUGGAGAGAACUCAGCAGUCUCCAGUCACUAGACAUGGCCGGCAACCAGCUGACUUCUGUCCCGUCAGGCCUGCCAGAAUCUCUAGAGUAUCUGUAUCUUCAGAACAACAAGAUCACAAUGGUUUCAGAGAAUGCUUUUGAAUCCACACCCAAAAUAAAGGGGAUUUACCUCAGGUUUAAUAAGAUUGCAGUUGGAGCACUGAAGGAAAGUAUCUUCCAAAACCUAAAGCACUUACAGGUACUGGAUAUUGAAGGGAACCUUGAAUUCAGCAACAGUUCAAAGAAUAAGGAUGACUCAGAAGAGGAGGAGGAAGUGGAAGAUGAGGAAGAGGAAGAAGAACUAAGAUAAAACGUGAACUCGCACAAGCACAUCAUGUGGGAGGAAAGCAUAUGGAAAAUUACGUAUAUAUCUAUAUGUAUAUAUCUCUAAAGAUAUACAGAGAACACUUAGCAAAACGUGCAAUGAAUCACACAGAAACUGUCAUGGCACUGGGCCAGGCUCAUGGAAGACAGUGUGCUACAGUGUCCUAUUCAGGGAGAGACCCUGAAUGCCUUUCCAAAGCUUCCAAAUCAUCUUAUACAAGACCGAGGAUCACAAGGGAUUGCUCUGGAACUCACAAAAGCUGGCUUUUGUUUCUUCUGUUUCUCUUCCUUCACUGUUUCCAUCUGUAAUAACAAUAUGGGACUGUUUUGAACAUGUGCCUUCAAAUGCUGUUUUUGUCACUGCAUUUUAAGUGAACCAAGUAUAUGCUUCUUUUCUUUUCCUCCAACCCCAAAGAAGCUGUUGUUGAUCAGGGAAGAUGGAUAUUUGCAGUAGUUUCAUGUGUGGAACAGUAUAUGAGGCAUUUUGGUCAUCAAGCAGCAGUAAGAAUUCUGGAUGCAACUAUUCCUCUGUUAUAACAAUGUGUAUAUUUGGAUGUGAAAAACAAAGUAAGGCUGGAUCCCAUAGUAUUUUAUCUCUACUGCCAAAGCCUGCAGUAUAUGCCUCUUUUAGAAAGGUUGUAAGAUAAAACAAUUGCUAUUGUGAAUAUAGAUAUAUAAAAGCUAUAUGUCUGCCUUCAAGAGCUUGGCUAAAGUUUCUGUCUUGCUCUUGUUUGCCCAUGUGGCAGUUGUGUGAAUGUCUCGGAAGGUGUGUCCAGAAGACUGAGUAACAGGGUGCAGUUUCAUACAACUGAUAGAAUUUUUCACAUAUUGUGUAUCAUUCACAUGAAGAGUCAGAAGUGAGACUUAUGAAGAAAAGGAGAUCAGUGAGUGUGCGGUGUCUUAGGAGAAAACUGUUAAGGGUCAAGAGAAAUUUCUUUGUUUAGUUCAAGUCUGGAGACAGUGCCUCACCUAUUUUAUGGUGUUAAGUAUUCUCAGGUCUUGUUGGAAUAAUGGAAAAUAAGGAAAACAAGGACAAGACAACCUGCAUGGCAAGCUACCUAUUUGAUUAUGGUGUCCUUCAUCUGAGUUAGCUAAUCUGCUUGAGGAAACAGUCUUUUAUUUUGAGGGUUUCUGAUAGAACACGUGUUAUUUUGCAUACUGCAUUCCAGGAUUUACUUGGAAACACAUUUGGCUGAAUUUUUCACCAGCUGUUUUUCCUGAUGGAGAAGUUCUAGUUCUGCACUGUCCGUUUGGGUUCCCGUAGCACACAACAGUAAUUUCAAGCUGCUAUUUCUUACCUUAGACAAUUCAACAGGAUUAUGAAUCACAGAAGGAAAGAUUGCUUCCUGAAAAAAAAUAAAAGCUUGACCCUAAAAAUUGCCAAACCCCCCCUUAUUUUUGAAUAUUAACUAUACAGCUGAGCCACAAAAUAGCCUUCCAAAUGACUUCCUGGAUAGAUUUCAGUGUAAAAUGUUUACAGAAUAUAGAUCAAAACAAUUAGCUAUCUUCAGCAAACCGCAGUGGAAAUUUUGCCAUUCUUUGCUGAAACAAAUCAAUUUAUUAUACUCCCGGACAAGCUGAGAAUAUGCAGAUUUGUGCAGUUUUAUGGAGAACUGUUCAAUUACCUUUUAACUUCGGUCCCUUACACUGCAAUUCUGUGAGAAGUUAAGUGUCCCUUUGAAUCCCUUGAGAGUCGAAUGUGGUGAAUGAUGGACUGAAGGUACAUUUUUAGCACCUUGUAGAAUCGGGCCCAAAAAUUCAGGAUGAUGGGUGCACUGUUAAACUUCUUAAAUCAAGCAUCAGCCUUUGCCAAAGGAGACCCACCUACAGUGAAAGGAGAAUAUCUCAUAGACCAGUAGAGUUAAGAAACCCUUUUCCAAGUUUAUUUCAAAGCAGUUGCACACUGAAUCUGUCCUUUAAAGAGGACAAUGUUUCCCAGCAGAAAAAAAGAAGAUACCCCUUCUCCCCAACAAAAGCCUUAGUGCCCCCCCGCAAGAGGAAUGUCUUUUGAUUGUAAUGUAAGAGAUCAAUGAGGCAGAAUCACAGGCUUGAUUCCUCGUUUAUCUGGUAUCAUCAGCUUCAAUGACAUUGGACAUAAAAUUGUCAAACGAAAA
This is a messenger RNA of Columba livia (rock pigeon), 4890 nucleotides long. It is a transcript of the gene PODN, whose product is annotated as podocan. The record is from RefSeq and is a predicted model, not a curated record. NCBI's taxonomy places the organism in Eukaryota, Metazoa, Chordata, Aves, Columbiformes, Columbidae. The transcript is spliced from 11 exons. Gene Ontology annotation, molecular function: protein binding. Bases 960 to 2762 code for a protein of 600 amino acids.